This is a messenger RNA of Mizuhopecten yessoensis (Yesso scallop), 2018 nucleotides long. Its product is annotated as elongation factor Ts, mitochondrial-like. The transcript has 6 exons. The coding region runs from base 353 to 1693 and encodes 446 amino acids. Gene Ontology annotation, molecular function: translation elongation factor activity; protein binding. Lineage: Eukaryota; Metazoa; Mollusca; Bivalvia; Pectinida; Pectinidae. The record is from RefSeq and is a predicted model, not a curated record. Gene Ontology annotation, cellular component: mitochondrial matrix. Gene Ontology annotation, biological process: mitochondrial translational elongation.
UCGUAGAUCGAUUGUACGUUUUGCAUAUUUCAAUCCCAAGUUUUAAAUUUUGCAAAUGGUGCAUAAAUCUUACCGUAAUUGAGAUAAAAAUGGGAUGAGGGAGGGACCGGUCAACCGGUAGGCCUGUCUACCCGGUACAUAUAUAUGUGGCCGUGUACAUGUGCACUGACACAUAGGUGACAUUUGAGUAUACGACGAAGGCUGGAAAACCACAGGUGCUCGGGUUCUGGAAUGACCAUAUAUACUCAAACCUUGCUAUAACCAGCAGUUCCUGGGCAUCAUCAGGAGCUACACAACAGCAGUGGACAAAGCCAGUCUCAGCAAGCUCAGGAAGAAAACAGGGAUUGCAUUCAUGAAUUGCAGGAAAGCUUUAGAGAAGUUUGAUAAUGACAUUGACAAGGCAGAGCAGUGGUUGUUGAAAGAAGCCCAGAAGGAGGGAUGGGCCAAAGCGACGAAGUUACAAGGUCGUCCAAUGUCACAGGGAUUAGUCGGGGUGGUGUCUGACAAUCAGCGAGCAACAGUGGUUGAGAUCAACUGUGAAACCGAUUUUGUCUCCAAAAAUGAGAAGUUUCAAGAUCUUGUAUCCAAAGUAGCUUCAGGCUGUCACAGAUACUUCAUGGCUGCACCGACUAGUACUCAGGUGAACAAGAAAAUAUUUCUUUCUAUGGGCUCUUACUGUGUUCCCUGUGAGCGGAGACAUUUUAGUACCAUGAGACCAUGUUUAGGGAAGUCAAAAGCAGCAAGUCAAGCUAGCAAUUAUACAAAGGUGAAACCCAGUGAGAAGGGAGGGAACUCUUGUAGUUUCUUGUCUCAUUACAACGACAUUCUGAAGGUUACUGCGAAACCAACAGUGGAGAAGCUCCCUGAUGGGGCCUAUACCUGGAUAUAUUUUGAUCUGGAAACCACUGGACUAGGAUUCUCCGAUAUUACCCAGCUGUCGGCGAGGGCAGGCGAUCAGUUGUUCACCCGAUAUGUUAUUCCUGGCAAACCCAUCAAUGAAGUUGCCUCACAGAUGACGGGAAUUACUUUUGUAAAAGGAAAACUAUAUAAAAAUGAAAGACCUGUUCAAGCUGUUUCGGCGACCGAGUGUAUGACAGACUUCGCAGACUGGCUCAGUCACUUCCAUUCUCCAGUGCUGGUAGCACACAACGCUCUAUUUGAUGCCCUCGUUUUGUGUAACUGCCUUUCAGGAAUCAAAGAUCAAGAAGUUUCACGCAUUGUUGAUGGUUUUGUAGACACUCUGCGAAUUUUCAGGCAAGUGCUCCCGAAUCGAACACGUCACAAUCUAGAGUCUCUUGUCACUGAUCUUCUAGGCAUUGUGUACCAAGCACACGACGCAAACCAGGAUGCGGAAGUACUUCAGAAACUGGUGAAAUCGGAAAAGAUAACCGACGCACUGAUGUGCCAGUCAAGUUAUACUUUUUCCUAUAUCCAGGAUUAUGUAGCUUACAAAAAGCAGACUGACAAAUGUAAAGUAAGUCUACAACCAUUGAUUCAGGCAGAUUUGUUGACAAAACAUCUUGCAGACAAGAUUGCCAGGACAGGAUUGGGUCUGCAUCACUUAGAGUUUGUGCACAGUCAAGCUGGUGCACAGGGCAUACACAAACUCUUCACCGAAACGUCGCAAGGAAAGCUUGAAGACAAAAAAAUGAUAAACAAUGUUGCUGCUUACCUUCAGAAAUCUAGGAGAUGACUUAUCUGUUUUGUCCUUAUGUCUUUAUCAGGAUAUAUUCCACCUUGAUAAGAUCUUCACAAGGUUUUCACAAGAUCUUCACACAGGAAAUCAUUUUGCGUUAGAAAAAGAAAAGACGUUUUUCUCCGGAAAUCUACAAGAGAGGUGGAUGCUAUUUUAUCACGUGUUCAAAGGUACGAUAUAUACACAGAUACUUUUUACACAGUGUUCACAGUUUUGAUAGUGACAAAGACAAAAGUGUAUAUUUUCAUGAACUUAGCUGAUCAGUUAUCCAUUAAUAAUAAUAAUUAAAAUAAUUUGAGGUUCUUAUAUACCUCUCUAUCAC